Messenger RNA from Punica granatum (pomegranate), 2068 nucleotides. Lineage: Eukaryota; Viridiplantae; Streptophyta; Magnoliopsida; Myrtales; Lythraceae. The record is from RefSeq and is a predicted model, not a curated record.
UAGCAACCUUAUCCAUAUAUGUCAUGAGGUUCGGAGCCAUAGAAACACAGAGACGAAGAACUAUAGAAUUCCAAUCUUCACAUCGGAAUUCAGGAAUCCCAUUUUAGCUUUCCUGAAGGGACUACUACUCGAUGCAACUCGCAUUACUUGCUCCGACAAAGUCGUUCCAAUACAAUACCGACAUCCCCUCGAGGGCCUUGACAGUGUCCCAGCUCGAGAAAUGCACGAACUUGGAUGGAAUUAAACAAGUCCAUGCCAACAUGUUAAAGACCGGCCUCGUCUUGGACCCGAUGUGCGUAAGCAGGCUCCUUUCUGUCUCAGCCUCGCCGCCCACCGGUGACUUAUCCUAUGCUCGAUCUCUGUUUGAGAGGAUAGCGAGUCCAAAUACUUUCAUGUGGAAUGCGAUGGUUAGGGGAUACUCCGACUGCGGCGAACCAGAAGGAGCCCUGAUUCUUUAUAUUCACAUGCUCUCCGAUUCAGUUCCUCAUAAUUUUCACACCUUCCCUUUCCUGCUCAAGGCUUGCUGUGAUCCUUCAUUCAUCGGUGAAACGCUUCAAAUACAUAACCACAUAGUUAAGUUCGGGUUUGGGACGGAAAUAUUCACGGUGAACUCCCUAAUCCAUGCUUAUGCAGCAUGUGGUAGGGUGGAAUCUGCUCGCCUCGUCUUUGACCGAGCUCCUGGAAGGGACAUCGUGACUUGGAACUCGAUUAUUGAUGCAUAUGUGAAGAGCUCAGAACUGGAAAUGGCUUAUCAGAUGUUUAAAGAGAUGCCCGAAAAGAAUGUUGUGUCAUGGACUACUAUGAUUUCUGGGUUAGCUUCAGCAGGUUCGAACAGGGAAGCUCUGAGAUUAUUCCAUGAAAUGCAGAUCGAAGGGAUCGAACCUGAUGCUGCAGCUCUAGGAAGCACGCUUUCUGCUUGUGCGAGUCUCGGAGCAAUAGAGCAAGGCAGAUAUAUCCAUAUGCAUAUAGAAAGAAACAAAAUUAAGACGGAUUCGAUGUUGGAAUGUGGACUUAUAGACAUGUAUGCCAAGAGCGGGGACAUUGAAGAAGCUCUGAAGGUUUUCAAGAAAUCGAAAAGGAAAUGCAUAUCUGUUUGGACGGCGAUAAUUUCCGGGCUUGCAAUUCAUGGCCAAGCGAGGGAUGCUCUCUACUGGUAUUCAGAGAUGCAGAAAGAAGGAUUAAAGCCGAAUCCAAUCACUUUCACGGCGAUCUUGAGUGCAUGUGUUUAUGCGGGACUUGUAGAAGAGGGAAGGAUACUGUUUGCGAGCAUAAAAUCCGUUCAUGGCUUAAGCCCUUCAAUGCAACACUAUGGAUGCUUGGCCGACCUUUUAGGACGAGCUGGGUUGCUUCAGGAAGCGAAGGAGGUGAUCGACACAAUGCCUAUAAAGCCUAAUGCGAUAGUCUUGGGAGCUCUACUGAAGGCGUGUCUGAUUCAUGGAAAUCCCGAGCUGGGGAAAGUGAUCGGGAAGAAGUUGAUCGAGAUGGACCCAGGUCACGGUGGUAGGUAUGUACAUACUGCAAGCGUUUUUGGUGCAGCAGGGGAAUGGGAAGAAGCGGCAAGAGUAAGAGGAAUGAUGAAGGAGAAGAGCAUUGAGAAACUUCCUGGGAGCAGCAAUAUAACCAUUAACGGAAUCGUUCACGAGUUUUUUGCGGGAGAUAACUCGCACCCAUGUAUCGAGGAAAUUCACGGGAUGUGGAACCGGGUUUCCAAGAGACUCGAAGAAGAAGAAUAUAGACCCGAGGUGGGGAAUUUGCUUCUAGACCUCGAGGAUGAUGAGAAAGAGAUAGCCAUCAGUCGGCACAGUGAGAAGUUGGCUAUUGCUUUCGGGCUGCUCAGGACGGAGAAGAAGGUGACUCUCAGGAUCUUUAAGAACCUUCGUGUUUGCGAAGACUGCCAUACAGUGACAAAGAUGAUCUCCAAGAUUUACGGUAGGCAGAUUAUCAUGCGGGAUAAAACCCGUUUCCACGAGUUCAGCAACGGGAUUUGUUCUUGUGGGGACUACUGGUGAAGACAAUGCAUUCACUGUUGGAACAAACUACGUCUUUUUGGUUAGUAGAUUAAAGUUCA